Molecule: messenger RNA, 1748 nt
Organism: Anneissia japonica
Lineage: Eukaryota; Metazoa; Echinodermata; Crinoidea; Comatulida; Comatulidae
Product: forkhead box protein B2-like
Exons: 3
Coding region: 75-1040 (321 amino acids)
Biological process (GO): regulation of transcription by RNA polymerase II; cell differentiation; anatomical structure morphogenesis
Molecular function (GO): DNA-binding transcription factor activity, RNA polymerase II-specific; RNA polymerase II cis-regulatory region sequence-specific DNA binding
Source: RefSeq, a predicted model, not a curated record
AUAUAGUAUAGUUAUUGAAGACAUUUCACGGAUGAAACAUCUUUUAAGUUACAGUAAUUGUGUUAAUCGAUAAAAUGGCUCUUUCUAAAACAAGUCUAUCUUCUGGAACUCUAACGAACAUCAAUGAACAGGACUCAUUUGGACUUACAGUGCCACUUUCUCCACCGUCUAGUGAGACGGGCAACGAUGGAUCUUCGCCUAACGCUAGUCCAGUCAAAGAAACCAAGCCCAUAUUUUCCUACAUUGCUCUGAUUGCUAAAGCAAUCUUGAAUUCAUCGGAAAGCAGACUUCUUUUAUCCGAUAUCUAUCAGUAUAUUAUGGAUAACUAUCCCUACUAUCGAAAUAACGACAGGAGUUGGCGCAAUAGUAUACGCCAUAACUUAUCGCUUAAUGAAUGUUUUAUAAAAAGUGGGCGAAGUAACGAUGGGCGUGGCCACUUCUGGGCUAUUCAUCCAGCUAACGUUGAGGAUUUCAUGCGUGGAGACUAUCGUCGACGUCGGGCACGCCUUCGAGUCAGGGCGACCAUUACUGCAAAAUCAUACGAAACACCUUACUAUCCUUAUAGUACACCAAAUUGCGUGUAUGGAGGAACAGGCUCUUACGUCACGAUGAGUAGGAGUGUGUCAUCCAAUAGAGUACCAUAUACGACUUCUCCAUAUAUGGCGCCUAAUUCACUGUCACCAUACGAUAUGAUGCCUUAUAAUACUACUGUUUCUUCAGUUGACUCGGUAAUGUCAAUGCCUACUCCCUCAUUGUUCACCCCAUCAUCUUCUUCACUUACUGGCAGUUCGUCAAAUACAGUCUGCUCGACUAUGACAUCACAACAUUCUCAACAAGCUUCAGAGAUGGAAACAAGUAUGCACGUCGCUUCUAUAACGCCCCCAUCAAGCCCUGAAAAUCAAGCCAACGCCUAUAAGACGUAUUUCAACAGGGUAGCAACAGCGUUUAACUCAACGGAUUCGAUGAUUGCAACCACAUUGAAUAAUAAUAGUCAUCAAAUGUUUUCUCUUGGGGCACCAUACCCGACGUAUACUGUGUAAACGUGUACACUUUCUUUUUUAUUUAUAAGAACAUAUUUUAUAAGAACACUGAGGCAGAAAUGUCUUGAAAAUUAAGAACAAUAAGAACAAAUUGAGGCACAGCUGAGAUAAAAUUUCAAAUGAGGUCUGUAUUAAAAAAAAAAACUAUAAAAACCAACAAAUCUUAUCUGUACCUUGUGCAGCAGGCGUGACUGUAUUAUCCUCUAUAAUACAGUACAAUAAUACUGCUGUACAAUAAUAAUUGUUUAUGUUUGAAAAAUGUGUAAAAUAAGAUCAAAAUCUGAACAUUUUGAACCUGAAAUGGGCAAAAGAUAAGAACACUAAGCCUGAGCCUUUUACUGGUUCUUAUAACAGAAAAGGUGUAUUUUAACAUAGUAGAAUAUUUCAAUCAAUAAAAGGAAUGAACCUCAUUGACUCGGGCUCGUUGUAAUCUUAUCUACAAAUAUUUUAUGUACAUAAAAUGAAUUUGAAUGCUUUAAAUAAUAUAUUUUUAAAAUUUAACAAAUAAACAUAUUCUUUGUAUAUGCUUUCAUUAUGAUAUUUAUCUUUAUAGGUCUAUUAUUACUGUAAUGAUUCUAGUAUUAAUUAUAUAAAAGUAAUUUAAGCAUAUUAAGAUGUCCACAAAGCAUACAAAAUAAAAGAAAUAUAGACACGAUCAACAAAAUGAUAGUGAUAGUUAUUCUGUAAAUAAAAGUCAAAGUAUGAAAA